This is a messenger RNA of Chaetomium strumarium, 2005 nucleotides long. RefSeq lists its product as uncharacterized. The coding region runs from base 1 to 1989 and encodes 662 amino acids. Gene Ontology annotation, cellular component: cytosol. Lineage: Eukaryota; Fungi; Ascomycota; Sordariomycetes; Sordariales; Chaetomiaceae. The transcript is spliced from 5 exons. The record is from RefSeq and is a predicted model, not a curated record.
AUGCCGUACGGAAGCAGGCGCAACGCCACUGGGCGCAGCGCCGACGAGUCGGAAGAGAUUGAGAAAUCAGAGGGCUUCUGGAAAGAAUUCUUCCUCCUCCGACCUGACCGGUCAUCGCUUCGCCGAAUCCUCGACGACAUAGGGCCAAACGACCUGCUCCAGCUUCACGAACAGACAAGACAACUGUUUGCGCAGACCAUCGCCGCGCUGAAGAACCCUUAUGGCGUUGCAGACCUUCAUGCGCUCGAUACUCUGAGCACCUUCAUGGUCGCGGUGCUGGCCAAGAAGUACACGAAUCCGAGUUCCGACAUCAUCGAGCUUCUCGCAGGCCUGGACCACGUCGAUGCCGUCUUCACUGAGUUUGUUGGCGCACUCGAGUCGCUCAUCCGGAAUGGGAGAAGCAGUGCGCGCGAGUGCUGCCCGAACGGCGUCGGCCAUGUCGGCCAGGAGGAGUCGCGGUCCGUAGGCGGCAACAGGGCAGGGUGUACGUACACGGCAGACCUGCAGCAGCGGGCGGUGGAGGUUGCGCUUGCUGUCACGUCGGGUGCCUAUCAGACCAGCCUGCUCACCUACUUCAUCCAGAGGGACUUGUUCCCGGCCAUAAUAAAUUGCAUUCAGUCCGAAAUCGCGUCGACGGCACCUAGGAUAACAUCGCCAUUCAUGCUCCUCGGUCUACUGGCGAACUACAACAAAUUCGAGUUCCAAAACCCCUACCAGAUGCGGCUCAACGAUUUCGUUAACGAGCGCGUCAUCCGGGGCAUCGUCAGGAGCGUCGGCCAAACGUGCCAGAGGUUACGGAAUCAGUACGUGGACGUGCAGGACGACCUCCCAGAGGGGUGGACGCUUGCAGGCACACUGAACAAGAUCGGGCUAGGCGCCAUUGCCCCGGGGGGAAGGCCCUCGCCAAAGCCUGUCUAUGAUGCUGAGACAGCAAAGAGGAUGUUUGCCGAGCUGCCAGGGCAAGAAGCAGCAGUUCUCCUCGCCACCUACGACUUCACACACGCCAACAAGCUCUUUAGUCUCGAGCUCGUCGCUUGGACCCCGGACAAGGGCGAAGAACAGCCCUUUGCCAGCUUCAUCUCCCUCGCCUCCUACCUCCUCCAACACGCCCACCUCUCGCAACGCACCACGCUCUACUGCCACCUCAACCUCAUGGUUUUCCGCCUCCUUAUCGAGGAUCCUAUCCUCUGUAAACGGAUCUGCAGCGAGGACAGCAAAGUCCCCGUUCGCCUCUGCCGCCAACGGUCUCCUUACCUCCCGCUCGUCCGCGGCGACCGCAUCCUCGCGACCGCCGUCCUGGACACCAUGGUCGACGCCAUCAACCACAACCUCCGCCGCCGCCUCGACGUCGGCCUCUACACGCUCUGCGUCGGCAUCCUCCUGCGCAUCAUCAGCUACAUGUCGCGGUCGCGCACGCGCCUGCAGUACCACUGGGCCGAGCUGUUCCGCUCGCUGCUGUCGCUGAUCCGCUUCCUCACGACAUACGCCGCCGACUUCAAAGCCCUGCCGCACAUCGACACUCUGUUGGACCACGUCGUCAACCUGAUCGCCUUGGGCCUCUCGGCGGGCGAGACCUUCCUCCCCACGCCGGCCGCGUAUGACGAUCUGUUCUACAAGGUUGUCGAGACCGGGGAGGUGCUGGUCAAAUUCAGAGGGACAUACGCCCUAGCCAAUCGGCCGAGCAACUCCAUUGAUACCUUGGUCAAUGUUAGCACGCACUACAAGGAAAUGCUCGCCGAGGGCGGCGGCGGCGGCGGGAAAGGCGAUGGGGGGAAUGCGAAAGGGGGAGCAGGAGGUAGGAAGGCCGGGUCUCAGUUGACCAGCUUGCAGGUGGCCGAGGUCAUCAAGCAGGGGUAUGAGACGCUGAGUAUCCAGGCGAAGGAGGGGCUGGACAGUUGGGAGAAGUACAGAGAGGCCGAUGAGAGGACACUGCUGAAGAAGAUGGCCAGGGCGGCGGUGGCGGAUGUCAGGGCCAUGGUUGCCGAAUAAUGUCGUAGAAUGGUCG